Messenger RNA from Penicillium lagena, 795 nucleotides. RefSeq names its product enoyl-CoA hydratase/isomerase family protein. Gene Ontology annotation, cellular component: peroxisomal matrix. The transcript is spliced from 2 exons. The record is from RefSeq and is a predicted model, not a curated record. Lineage: Eukaryota; Fungi; Ascomycota; Eurotiomycetes; Eurotiales; Aspergillaceae. Gene Ontology annotation, biological process: fatty acid beta-oxidation. Bases 1 to 795 code for a protein of 264 amino acids.
AUGGCAGACACGGUCCUUCUUGAAUACCGUGGCCCUGUUGCCAUCAUUACUCUCAAUAACCCGAAGAAGCUCAAUGCGCAAAGCAAAGAUGGAUUCUAUCAAAUCGCCAAGUACCUUCGCGAAAUCGCUACUCACGAUGAGGUACUGAUUACGGUUCUGGUGGGUGCUGGGAGGUAUUUCUCAGCGGGAGCCGAUGUCUCCAUUUCACGAGCCACUCCACCAGGAACCGACAUCUUCCGUCAUGGGCUUCAAAACACAGUCGCUAAUAAUCUCAAUAUCACCCGCGCAUUUCACACGCACCCGAAGAUUCUAGUGACGGCUUUGAACGGGCCAGCCGUCGGUCUCGCCGCAGCUUUGAUCUCAUUCUCCGAUUUUAUCUAUUCAGUUCCUACCGCGUUCGUGAUGACGCCAUUUAGCAGCCUGGGUCUAGUGGCAGAGGGUGGAGCAAGCUAUGGAUUUGUGCAACGGAUGGGUAUUUCGAAAGCGAGCGAAGCCUUGAUCCAAAGCCGGAAGAUACCUGCAGAGGAAUUGCGCGCGGUGGGUUUUGUAAAUCACAUUCUCCCACAGGAGGGAUUCUUGGAGGCUGUUUUGAAAGAUAUCAAUGACAAGAUGGGUCCGCAUCUGGUCGGAUCUAGUAUGUUGCGGAUCAAGGCUUUAAUUCGGCAUCGGCAGAAUCGGGAGAUGGAUGAACAGAAUGUGCUGGAGUUGUUCGAAGGUCUUGAUAGACAGGUCCAGGGUAUUCCGCAGAAGGAGUUUGAGAAGAUGAGGACAGGCGCAAAGCGGCAUAAGCUUUGA